Knipowitschia caucasica is the source of this 342-nucleotide messenger RNA. The record is from the annotation of a GenBank genome assembly. Lineage: Eukaryota; Metazoa; Chordata; Actinopteri; Gobiiformes; Gobiidae.
AUGGCGGCAAGGAUACUGCCAGUGAUAAAGCUUACCACAAAGCUGGGUAUUGCUGGAGGAGCCCUGUACGUGGUGUAUGACUCCGGAUUACUGGGCAGCAGUGAGCAGGGGGCAGUGGCUCUGGGCAAAGCCAAGGCUGCGGUUCCCCCAGCUGUGGACGAGUGGAUGAAGUACUUCGGCGUGGAGGCUCAAUUCCCCACUCUCCCGAAGAUGGAGUUUGCUCCCCUUGAGGCAUGGAACUCUGGCGUUAGAUGGACAAUUUCAAGUAUGUCGGAUGCUCCAACAAAAGCAGUCGAUUACACCCACCAGAGUAUCCAAUAUGUAAAAGACCUUACAAAGUAA